AUGGAGGUGGCGAGUCUUCAACAACCCUCUCUACAGCCUCAACCAUCCAACGAUGCAAAUCCUCCUCCUAGUGCCGUAGAUGGCUCGAUGGACAUUGAUAUGGACAUCGACCUGGGUCCCAUCCCGGAACCAGAAACCGUCGAAACCGAAACCCUCGAACCAACCGCCGCUCCUCAGGACGGCACCGUCGAUCCUCUCACUGCAGAGGCGCAAUAUGAAAAGGUUCAUAUCCGAGGCGUGGACGAGUUGACGACGGAUGACCUCAAACGAUUCGCUGCGGAGCAUUUCCCCGUCGAGGAGCCGACUCGCAUCGAGUGGAUCGACGACACGUCCGCAAACUUUGUCUAUUCCUCGGAAGAAGUGGGAUUACAAGCUCUGAAGGCGUUCUCCCAGCUGGGUGAAGAAGAUGUCUCGUCCUUUCCGUCGUUGCGGCUGCGCACAGCCAAGUCCUUAUCCACCCAUCCGGAAUCUGUUCUCCAAGUGCGAUCUGCCGUGAAAACAGAUCGCAAGAAGCCCCGCGCACACGAAGCCAGUCGAUUUUAUCUGUUGCACCCAGAGCAUGAUCCCCGAGAGAAACUGCGACGCCAGCUGGCGGAGAGGAGGCGACAAGCCCGACGCGACGACAGCAAUGGGGAUUACAGACGUCGCCGGUUUGACGAACGCGAACACCGUCGCCGACGGCGAGAUGAAUCGUUUGCUGCGAACAUGUAUGAUGACAUGGAUGGUAGUGAUCGCCGUCGUGGUGGUUCGAGCGAGGACUUCUCCGAUGCAGAAGGUCGUCAUCGGCCCAGGCGAGGUAGGCAGAAGGAAUUGUUUCCUGACCAUGGGCCCGAGCCGGGGCGGCUGCGCGAUCGCAGUGCUUCUCCAGGCCGGAAUGAUCUGAAUGGCAUGCGGAGGAGCGACGACGAGCGGCAGGACUCUCGCCGACGAUUCCGGGAGCGAUCCCCUCAGCUAGGCAGCAGCCGCGCGAAUGAAGGAAAAGAACUUUUCCCGUCGAAAUUGUCGGGAGACGGAGAUUCUCAGAAACGGGAGCUCUUCCCGAACAAAACCGUCGACAGCUAUCUGAAGAAAGAGCUGUUCCCCAACAAGACCUCUAGUAACCAUCGGCGAUCGGAUGCAUUUGAUGCGGCUGAUGAGACGGCGGAUCUCUUCUCCAAGCGGAUUCAUGUGUCGCUAAUGGAUGGAGCUCGAGAUCGGGCUGACGUCGGAGAGUCUGGGGAGGCUUCGGGGAUCAGUAUUCGAGGCGCGGCGUCGAAUGGUCAAGGAAUAUCGAUUCGCGGAUCCGCGAACGGGAUCUCCAUCAAGGGGAGCGCGAGUGCUUCAGUGAGGGAGCUUUUCCCGUCAAAGUAUAAUCCAAAUGCAGGCAAGGAGCUGUUCUCGGACAAAUUAGAAGUCAUCAUAAUAACCACCUCCUUAAUAAUAAUGACAAUGCCUCAAUCUACAAAUGGCGGCUCGUCAUCAUCAUCUUCUUCUUCCAUCCCCCUAGCCAGCCUCCUCGUUGCCCGCUUCCUCCGCUACAACAACUAUGCCGCCACUCUAGAAACCUUCAUUCGAGAAGCGGGUCUUCCGCCUGAUGCGGGGAGCGCGAGCACAGAGCAGAACGGACGAGGAGGCAGAUAUGAGUACGACGACUGGACGCUCGAGGGCGUAAUCCAGGAGAAGAAGACGUUUGAUCAGAGUUUGAGGUUUGAGCGGUAUGGUGAUGAUGAUGACGAUGAUGGAAGGAAGAGGGACAGGUGGAGCGUUCCUGCGCCAUCGAAACCGACCCUCGUCGAUACCCCCGGCUCAUCGAAUCUGCUCUCCGUGUCCGUUGAGCCAUGGCAGCAGCAGGAAGAGCAGGAUGAUGUUGGAUCGUAUCUCGUCGCCACCGCAGCAGACAAGAGCUUGAAUCUCUUCGACGUCGGCCGGAGCAAUCAAGUUGUUGCAUCGCUGUCGGGACUUUCCGACUCUCCCAUCUUGUCCUAUGUCUCCAUCCGAGGAGGAAGAUACCAGCUCGCGACGAGCAUGUCUGGACAGCUCCUGCUGAUCAAGAAUGCCGAAGUGCUGGAUCGGAGAAAAGACCACAGCAAGUACGCCGUCAAGGUGGUGGCCUAUGAAGACGAAGACGAAGACGAUCGAGUUUGGAUCGUCACUGCGGGCUGGGACGCCAAAGUUCUGAUCUACCGUAUGACUUUAUCGUCAUCGUCUCCAACGACAAUCGGCCAACCAGUAGCAACGAUCAAGCUCCCCACAAACCCGGAAUCGAUUCUGAUCGUGCGCAACCCAGACUCAAGAGAGCUGAUGCUCCUCGUCUCACGCCACGAUUCGACAUACAUCUACUACUAUGCGCUGGAGCCAUUGCGGUCAAGCGAAGAGAAUCAGCAGCAGCAACAGCAGCAGCAGUGCGAAUGCGUGCUGAGAGGCAAACAGAACCUCGCACCGCACUCCAACGCGUGGAUCGCCUUUUCGCCUUCGUGCAUGGCCCCGAGCCCGCAUGAUCCCGGUCUCCUGGCCGUCGCGCUGUCGACUCUUCCGCACAUGAAGGUCAUGAUCGUGCGAUUGUUGUUCCCGUCGUCAGAUAGCGUCGACAACACCGCUGCUGCUACCGCUACUGCGACAGCUGAGCCCGCAGCAUCGUCAUCGUCAUCAUCGACACAAGAGACCCAUCUCUCACAGGCACUCGCGGCCCUGUCCCUUCAGAACCGCGAAGACGCAGCCAUCGUCAUCCAGGCCAACACGUUCGCGCCACAAACCGCCUACUCGACGCCACAGGUAGUCUGGCGACCAGACGGGUCCGGUCUCUGGGUCAACGGCGACGACGGCGUGAUCCGAGGCAUCGAGGCCAAGACGGGGAAGGUGGUUGCCAUGCUUAAGGACGGCCACGAGGCGGGCAGUAAAGUGCGCAGUAUCUGGGCGGGAUGGGUCAGUUGCAGUGCCGAUUCCGGUUCCAGUAGCGAGGGCAAGGAAGAUAAUAAGAAGGAAGAAUGGGUCGUCAGUGGUGGGUUUGAUAAGCGGUUGGUUGUUUGGAGGAUAUGA
This is a messenger RNA of Rasamsonia emersonii CBS 393.64, 3015 nucleotides long. RefSeq lists its product as uncharacterized. Bases 1 to 3015 code for a protein of 1004 amino acids. Gene Ontology annotation, molecular function: mRNA binding; RNA 7-methylguanosine cap binding; protein binding. Gene Ontology annotation, cellular component: nucleus; cytosol. The record is from RefSeq and is a predicted model, not a curated record. The transcript has 4 exons. NCBI's taxonomy places the organism in Eukaryota, Fungi, Ascomycota, Eurotiomycetes, Eurotiales, Trichocomaceae.